Messenger RNA from Ochlerotatus camptorhynchus, 3894 nucleotides. RefSeq lists its product as uncharacterized. Gene Ontology annotation, molecular function: nucleic acid binding. The transcript is spliced from 2 exons. The record is from RefSeq and is a predicted model, not a curated record. Lineage: Eukaryota; Metazoa; Arthropoda; Insecta; Diptera; Culicidae. Gene Ontology annotation, biological process: DNA integration. The coding region runs from base 1 to 3894 and encodes 1297 amino acids.
AUGGAUCAAGUCCAGCAAGAGUUGUCCAAGCUAAACGCUGGUGAAGAUGACAGAAAGGAAUCGGUGAACAAAGUUUCUGAUGCCGUGAAACAGUCGACCGCGGGAACACCGUUGAAGAAUCCGGAAAUACGUAGCCAAAAGCGAUCGGAGAAAACCAAGAAGGUCGAAUCGGAUGAAGAAGAGGAGGAAGAGGAAGAUGAAGAGUCUGAUGAAUCUAGCAGUGACGAUGAAAGUGAGGAGCAGUCUGAAAGCGACUCGGAUGAGGCCACCGAAGAAGAAGACGAAGAAGAAGAACCCAAGAAGACGAGCAAAGAGAAAAAUAAGUCAGGAAAAGUUAGAUCUCACGGGCUGGGACAGUCUAAUGCGGCACCUUCUAAAGCGCAAAUGGUGGCCCGGAGUGGAAUCAGCAAGAGACUUCCACUAUUUACUGGAAAGCCUGAAGAAUGGCCGCUGUUCAUUGGAAGCUAUCAAGCCUCCAACGAUGCUUGUGGGUUUUCCGACGUUGAGAAUCUUGUUCGGCUGCAGGAGAGCUUAAAGGGUCAGGCGUUGGAAAACGUUCGAGGACAGCUACUGUUUCCAAAAUCGGUGCCGAAAGUCAUAAGCAAACUUCGUCAGCUGUAUGGACGCCCGGAACAGUUGCUAAAGUGUCACCUUGAGAAAGUGCGGCGAUUGGAUCCUCCGAAGUCAGACAAAUUGGCGUCAUACAUUCCAUUCGGUAAUGCUGUGGAGCAAUUAUGCGAGCAUCUAGAGGCAGCGGGUUUAGAGCAGCACCUGGUUAAUCCUCUUCUUAUCCAGGAUCUUGUCGAUAAGCUUCCGGCCCAUGAUAAGCGUGAAUGGGUUCGCUACAAAAAUCGGAAAAGGAAGGUGAACCUGCGUACUUUCACCGAUUUUGUGUCGAAGAUUGUUGCAGAAGCUUGCGAGGCCAACGUGAAGAUGGAUUUCAGAGCAGAAUCGAAGCCAGUUUGCAACGAGCACGCCGGAAAGAGCAAAGCGAAGGAAAAGGGAGCUCAUUUAUACAAUCACAGUGCAGUGGAGAGGGCCAACCCCGGCGUCGGCGAGAAUCAUCCGAGACCGUGCAAAGCGUGCAAGUGGACCGAUCAUCGUCUGCGAUUCUGCCAGGAUUUCAAGGCUUGGACACUUCGGGACCGUUUGAAGUUGGUCGAAAAGUGGAAACUCUGCGUUGUCUGCCUCAAUGAUCACGGUAACGCUCCGUGCAAAUUCAAGAUCCGGUGCAACAUCGACGAAUGUCGGGAACGUCACAAUCCUCUAUUGCAUUCCGCCACCGGAUCCGUGGUAAUCAACGCACACUUUCGAACCACCAGUACCAUCAUGUUCCGUAUGAUACCAGUGACAUUGUAUUUCGGUAAGCGGUCGGUUAAUACGUUAGCGUUUCUGGACGAGGGCGCAUCAGUGACUCUGAUAGAAAGUUCCCUGGCGGAUCAGCUAGGUGUUCAAGGAACGAAGGAACAGUUGACCAUCAAAUGGACAGCCGAUAUCACGCGCGUGGAGAAGGGAUCCCGACGAAUGGACUUGUUCAUUUCCGGACGAGAUGGGAAGGAGAAACAUCAACUCGGCACGGUUCGAACUGUUGACGAGCUGCUACUACCGAAGCAAUCCCUAAGUGCGUCGGUGCUCUGUCAGCGGAUGAAGAAACUGCAAGGGUUACCGAUUGCUUCGUACGAAAACCAACGCCCGGGGUUAUUGAUCGGUCUGAACAAUCUCCACUUGCUUGCACCGACUGAAGCAAAGGUUGGUAAGCCUGGUGAGCCAAUAGCGGUGCGGUCCAAGCUAGGAUGGGCAGUGUACGGUCCAAAUGAGGUGCAGCUAUCAAAUGCGGAAGUGUAUCUGGGACAUCACGAUGAAGUAAGCAAUCAGGAGCUGCAUGAUCUGCUGAAAAGUCAGUACGCUUUAGAGGACUCCGUAGUGGUGAAGCUGACAGAAUCGGAAGAUGAUAGAAGAGCUCGUGAAAUCUUGGAGCAGACCACCAGAAGAGUGGGCGAUCGAUUCGAGACCGGCCUACUGUGGAAGGAAGGAGAGCCAGAACUUCCAGAUAGUUAUCCGAUGGCCACGCGCAGGAUGAAAUGUUUGGAGCAACGACUGCUGAAGUCACCAGCGCUGUUCGAAAACGUUUGCAAGCAGAUCAAGGAGUAUCAGCAGAAGGGCUAUGCGCAUCUGGCAAGUGCCGAAGAAUUAGAAGAAGCCGAACCGGGAAAAGUUUGGUAUCUUCCACUCAACGUCGUCCUUAACCCAAAGAAACCGGGAAAAGUACGACUCGUGUGGGAUGCAGCAGCAAGUGUGAAAGGAAUAUCCCUCAAUUCCUUACUUCUCACAGGACCUGAUUUGCUGGUAUGUAUACUCACCGUAUUUUGCCAAUUUCGUGAACGACCGAUCGCUUUCGGUGGAGACAUCCGCGAAAUGUACCACCAGAUGCAGAUUCGUCCAGCCGACAGACGAGUACAGCGAUUCGUCUUCCGAUCGAAUCCCAGAGAAGCACCUAGUAUUUACGUUAUGGACGUAGCUACUUUCGGAUCGAAAAGUUCUCCAUGUUCCGCCCAGUUCGUAAAGAACAAGAACGCGAUGGAGUUUGCAGUACAGUAUCCGGAAGCCGCCGCAGCAAUCGUGAAGAAACACUACGUCGACGACUACUUCGACAGCGUUGAUACCAUCGAAGAAGCGAUACAGCGGGCAAAGCAGGUGAGAUUUAUACAUUCGAAAGGGGGAUUCGAGAUAAGAAAAUGGGUAUCCAAUUCGGAGGAAGUCCUAGUCAGUCUUGGGGAACCGAAACCCGUCCAGACGAUUCAUUUCAACCAGGACAAAGAGACUGGAAAUGAACGCAUACUCGGUAUAAUUUGGAAUCCAGGUCAAGACGUUUUCUCCUUCUCGACUGAACACCGCGAAGAUCUACAAGAGUACCUGCAGGGUCAUAAGACACCAACGAAGCGCAUUGUACUGAGUUGUGUCAUGGGGUUCUUCGAUCCGUUGGGACUACUCUCAUGCUUCACCGUACAUGGAAAGAUCUUGGUUCAGGACUUAUGGCGAACGGGCUGCGAGUGGGAUGAAGAAGUCGACGAUGCAUGCUUGGUCAAGUGGAAGCAAUGGACGGAUCUCUUGCCAUUCAUCUGCAAACGAGGAGUUCCAGACGAAAUCUUCUCCGACAACGGGACAAAUUUCAAGGGAGCCAGCAAGGAGUUGAUUGCUUGGGUGAAGCGAAUUGACAGUGAAUGUGCGGAUUCAGUGACGAGUAGCACAACGAAGUGGAACUUCAAUCCUCCUGGUACGCCACACAUGGGUGGUAUUUGGGAGAGGAUGGUUCGAUCUGUAAAGGAGGCGAUGAAGGCACUCGACGAUGGCAGACGUCUGACGGACGAAAUUCUAUUAACUACCCUGGCUGAAGCGGAAGAUAUGGUAAAUAGUCGUCCGCUAACGUACGUACCCCAGGAAUCAGCAGAUUCCGAAGCGCUAACACCGAACCAUUUUCUUCGAGGUACGGUCAAGUCCGUCGAUGUUCACGUAGAUGGUUCGGUGGACUUAGCAGAAGCGUUGCGCGACAUUUACAAGCGAUCGCAGUACUUGGCGGACCAGAUGUGGCAGCGUUGGUACAAGGAGUACUUGCCAACGAUCAACAAGCGUACCAAGUGGUUUGCUGAGAGGAAGUCAUUGAAGAAGGGAGAUCUCGUGUUUGUAGUAGAUGGACAGAACCGGAAAAGCUGGGUUAGAGGUAUUGUCGAGGAAGUCUUCGUAGGAUCAGACGGCAGAGUUAGACAGGCGGACGUACGGACAGGCAAAGGCGUAUUCCGGCGUGGAGUAGCCAACCUUGCAGUGCUGGAAGUUCUUGAUGGUAAAUCCGGAACCACUGAUGAACGGGUACCGGAGUUACGGGCUGGGGUGUGUUGA